UAUACGCGCAUUUCCAAUCGCUUGGCGGCUAGCUUUACUUUGUCUACCUAGAUGGCGGCGGGUUUCACACCGGUACUUUAUUUGCUUUUUUGGAGCAUAAACCGUGACUACUUAUUUUCUAGCAACUUUAGCUUUUUUUUCGCUUUAUUUUUUGACUUAUCUAGCUUGCCGUCGUACCAAAUGCAACCAGCUAGUUUGUGCACACGACGAAUGUUGUUCAAAUAGGUAGCUUGCUAUCUAGCUGAAUUUUUGCUUGAACGAAAUAGUAUAUGUAGGCUAUAUAAAUAUAGUUAACCAGCUAAUGAAUAAUUUCACGAUGCCGGUUCUUCCUCAGAACAAUCUGAACGAACAACUCGAGCGAUACAAUAUUAAUGCUGCCCGCCAAAACAAGCUGUCGCUUACCAAACCCAAGUCCAGGGCUUUUUCAUUCAAGAAAUCACCAGACACCACUAAUGUUGCUGUCCUCUCAGAGGUAACAUACUCAAAUGUUUUAUCAGAGUGGAAGGUCAGUGGUUCUCCUGGCAGAAUAGUGUCUAAACCUUUGACAUCUUUAAGAAAGCCUGAAAGACAUUGUUCAAAAGUCGACAGUUUUGUCGUUCCGAACUCCAAUACCAAGUUGCAGAAUUUCACCUGGGAAAGAAGGCCUUCAGUUAAGUUCCCCCCAGCAUUGCACACAGCUCAAAUUCCUCCACAAGGUACAAAACAAGAUACAGGAGGCACAUCAAACCACUUUGAUGCCUCUCUUGGCAUCAGUGCUGAUGAUUUGGAUGACUUUGAAACUCCUGUGAGAGGGAUAAAAGGUUUUUUGGCCAGUCUGGGUGAUUCAGACAGAAGUAAUAAGGGGAGCAUCAUUGGUUCAGAAAAGGCAAAGGACACAAGGACUGAUGGGGCAGAUAAAGUCCUUCACAGAGCUCUGGAGAUUGGUGCUGAUGGAGUACAACAGAAUGGAGCAGAUUUGCAAAGAACAGAGGAUGAUGACUUGGACAGUGCUUUGGUGAAUGUUGUCGCUUCUAGCUGUCACAGUAACAACAGUCAGGGAGCCAAAGGGCGGGAGGACUCUCCUGUUCAAAUGAACAAAGAGGGUUUGUUCGGUCAGGCCCAGUGCUUCCUGAGUGACAGCGAGGGCAACCACAAUAAUGCUCCCAGGUCAUCCGAUACAGAGACAGGUGAUCAGGGUAAACAGACUGAAGCUGUCAUAGACAUUGAAGAUGAAAAGUCUUUGCUGGAAGAUGAAGAUAUUAGGCAAGAAUUAAUUUCUACAUCGUUGGAAGAUGAAGUUUUCAGCACACCUUUCUGUGCAAAGGCACCCAGUGCUGAUGUUGAAUCCAGUCUCAUAGGACGCAUUUUUACUGAAAGAUCAGACUCUGCCAUGCUGGGUAGUCCUACCUUUUCUGAAGUCCAGUCUACAAAGAGCACAUGCAAGGUAGUACAAUCACAUACCUUAAGUGUGAUGGAAUCUAUCUGUGGGCUGGUGGAUUCUAUCCCAGAACACCAGCUGAUAUCGCUGACCUGUGGAACAGAGCUACUGCUGCUCAGAGCUCAGAGAAAGAAGAUGCUAGAAAGAAAGAUGUGGCCCAAAAUGCCACUGAGAACAAACCAUUCAGAGGCCAGUUUGGGAGCAGGUGCGAAGUCCAAAAUGAGCGAAACUCUGUUUACCACCUGUUGUGACCCCAGGUCUGUCAGCCCGCCUUCAGCCAAUGGAACACAUUCUGGGAAGUGCUCACCGCUCAGGAAGUCUUCCACAGUUGGCUAUGAGAGCAGAAUUUUCAGCAAUUCUUCCUGCAUCAUCAGCGGGUUCCAGACCCCCGAUCACAUAUCCAGGCAGAGUGGUGAAUCUGGUCUCAGUGUGACUGAAGCGGCCAGGUGCUGGUCCUCCAGAAGCUCUUAUGACGGGUCACUCAUUAAUGCCCAUUUCUCCACAUCCUCCCUGGGAUGUUCUGACCAGGAGCAGACCUCUGGAAGUUGCUACUUGCCAAAGAGGUCUGGACGCGAUGCCCAGAUCAGUAAUUUAAAAGAGUCCAGUGCUGGCAGCUCAGACACCCUGAUGGAUGACUUCUACAUUGACGAUUUUGACCUUGACCACUUUGAUGAGUCGAACCUUCUGGAUUAUUCUGAAAAUGGCACUGACAUCACUAUCAGUGCCUCUUCUGACACUAAGAAGCAGACAGAAACUGUUGUUCAUCCAAUCAGAAAUGGGGUCAAGGAAAUUUGGGAAAAUAAGGCCACACCGCAAACUCCUUCUGCUCAGCUUCCAAAAGUGAACGCACCAGAGCCUCCUUCCAAAAACCCCGCCCAUGAUCAUUUCCGGGGCUUUGGCUUCCCCCACUCUUCGGAAAUGAUGAAGAUCUUCCACAAGCGCUUUGGCCUGCACCAGUUCCGCUUCAACCAGUUGGAGGCCAUAAAUGCCACUCUGCUGGGGGAGGACACUUUCAUCCUAAUGCCCACGGGUGGGGGAAAGAGUCUGUGCUAUCAAUUACCUGCCUGUGUAUCAGCUGGGGUUACUGUGGUGAUCUCACCACUGAAAUCUCUGAUUGUAGACCAGGUGCAGAAACUCACAACACUGGAUAUUCCAGCCACCAGUUUAUCAGGUGAUAAGACUGACAGUGAAGCUGGCCGCAUUUACAUGCAGCUGUCAAAGAAGGACCCCAUUAUUAAACUGCUGUAUGCUACCCCAGAGAAGGUAUGCGCCAGUGGCAGGAUGAUCAGUGCCCUGCAGAACCUGUAUGGGAGAGGUCUCCUUGCACGCUUUGUCAUAGAUGAGGCUCACUGUGUCAGCCAGUGGGGUCAUGAUUUCCGGCCAGAUUUCAAGCGACUGCAGGAGCUGCGGCAGAAAUUUCCAAGGGUUCCCAUCAUGGCACUGACGGCAACGGCCACACCCCGUGUGCAGAAGGACAUCCUGCAGCAGCUGCAGAUGAGCCAGCCCCAGAUCUUUACCAUGAGCUUCAACAGACAUAACCUGAAGUAUGCUGUGCUGCCCAAGCAACCCAAAAAGGUUGAUGAGAACUGCAUUGACUGGAUAAAGAAGCACUACCCACGGGAUUCUGGAAUUGUCUACUGCUUGUCCCGCAAUGAUUGUGAUACACUGGCAGACAGUCUUCAGAGGGCCGGCAUCGCGGCAUUGGCUUAUCAUGCUGGGUUGAAUGACAGUGACCGGGAGUACAUCCAAAGCAAGUGGAUCAAUCAGGACGGCUGCCAGGUGAUCUGUGCCACCAUUGCAUUUGGCAUGGGCAUCGAUAAGCCAGAUGUGCGGUAUGUGAUCCACGCCAGCCUCCCUAAGUCUGUGGAGGGUUACUACCAAGAAUCUGGGCGCGCAGGCCGGGAUGGGGAGAUCUCCCAGUGUGUGCUCUUCUAUUCUUACACCGACGUCAUUCGCAUCAAGAGACUAAUCAGCAUGGACAGAGAAGGCAACCAUCUGUCGAAACUGACCCAUUACAACAACCUCCACAGCAUGGUACACUUCUGUGAGAACCUGAUGGACUGUAGGAGGAUGCAGCUGCUGGGAUAUUUUGGGGAGCACACAUUUAAUUCCAACUUCUGCAAGGAGCACCCUGAAGUCAUCUGUGAUAACUGCGCCCGUCCAAAUAAAUACAAGAUUCGAACUGUCACAGAAGACGUAAAGAAGAUUGUAAGAUUCGUGCAGGACUACUGUGAAAAGGUUGGAGUUCGACAAAGAAAAUCUGCACAGCAGAGCAGACUGACGCUUAACAUGCUGGUCGACAUUUUCCUGGGAGCUAGAAGCGCUCGUAUCCAGACUGGGCUAUUUGGGGUCGGUGCAGCUUACUCCAGGCACAAUGCUGAUAGACUGUUUAAGAAGCUGGUGCUUGAUCACAUUCUGGAGGAGGAUCUGUAUAUCACCGCAAAUGGCCAAGCUGUGGCCUACAUCUCCAUAGGACAGAAGGCCAAUAGCAUCCUGAGCGGCGUCACACAGGUGGAAUUUUAUGAAUCGGAGAGUGUGUCCAGUAUGAGGAAGCACAAGGCUGCUGUGACUAAGAGUGUGUCUCAGAGGGAGGAAAUGGUGCACAAAUGUCUGCAGGAGCUGAAUGAUCUGUGCAAGAAGUUGGGGAAGGUGUUUGGCAUUCACUACUACAACAUCUUCUCCACUGCCACGCUCAAAAAAAUUGCAGAGACCCUCUCUGCUGACCAUGAGGUGCUGCUGCAGAUUGAUGGUGUGACUGAGGACAAGCUUGAUAAAUAUGGGGCAGAGCUGAUUGAGAUCCUAAAGAAAUAUUCCCAAUGGCAGGUCCCUGUUGAGCAGCCGGAGAACACAGACAGAGGUGAAAGAUGGAUUGACUUGGGGGAGAACAGAGGAAGAGCAGAGGAAGAGGAGGGUGAAGGAAUGUUCAGCAACUUUAAACGGCGGAACCGCAGAGGGGAGAAGCGCAAGAAAACCUCUUACUUCAAGAAGCCUAAGAGACGCAGAGGAGGGCACAGUAACCAGAGCUCUUCCAUAAGCUACAGCAGCAGUAGCAGCAGCAGAUCGUGGAUGCCGUCUCUGAAAGGGAAAGUCCAGGGUGCUCAGAACAGCACUGCACCAUAUGCUGCCGGAAGAAGGCCAGGCAUCAUGGCACUACCCACCCCACAGACCCACCAACGACCCUUCCUCAAACCUGUCUUCUCUCAGCUGGGUUAGGUGUACAGUGGGUGUUUUGUUCCUUUAGAGACUUUUACCCAACACUAAAAUUACUGAACUCUGCCAUUGUAAUUUAUGUCAAAACGUUUAUUUAUCAAUUUUAAUAAUUCCUAUGUGCUCUUCAGGUUACAUUCUGAUGUUCUUCGGGUUUUUACCCUCGGUUUAUGGUACAAUUACCUGCUACAGCAAAGUAAUCACGUAUGGCCUUGCUUUUUUGUAUUAUCAUCAUUGUAAGUACAGAUUACAUUUAUUUUAACAGUUCUGUUGGCACCUAGAAUUUCUGAAGUGUUGUAUGUCAGAAAAGCAGUCGCAUUGCAGUCACUGGGAAAUAUUUGGCCCUUGUUCAAGGUGUAUAGAUAAGCCUGCCAUGUUGCCCCAACGUGAGUGAGUGAGUGAGUGAGUGAGUGAGUGAGUGAGUGAGUGAGUGAGUGAGUGAGUGAGUGAGUGAGUGAGUGAGUGAGUGAGUGAGUGAGUGAGUGAGUGAGUGAGUGAGUGAGUGAGUGAGUGAGUGAGUUUUUCACUUUGCCAUUUCCUUUGUAUUAUUGACAUUCUUUGACAGAUGCUCAGUUCUGGCACCAAAUCUGACUUCAGUUUGUUAUCCAGAAUCCCAUUCCAACUACUUCAUUAAUAUCAGAAAUUAACUUAGAACUAGCUUUAAUUAUCAUGAGCAUUUGUUACUACUUAUAAAGAUAUGCUGUUUACAUUGGUACACAUUUGAACAGUGUACUUCAUGGCUUUGAAAUACAGUCUUUACAGGCAACGCUUUUGUGACUUGGUGAUUCCAGUUUAUAAAGUCUCCCCAGUUGUGUUGGCUACUACAGCAGUUAUAUAAUUUCAUUCUUUAAAAGUCAAAUGCAAUCUCUAAAAAAGAUUAUAGGAAGCCAAUGUGACAUUUGACUCAAUUUGAUGUUCAGAAUUUAGUCUGUGGUUCUGCAUCUGUAAGCCUGCUUACAAAUAAAAAGAAGAAAAAUGUAAUAUAGCGACAAAAUAAA
Anguilla rostrata (American eel) is the source of this 5622-nucleotide messenger RNA. It is a transcript of the gene blm, whose product is annotated as BLM RecQ like helicase. The record is from RefSeq and is a predicted model, not a curated record. Gene Ontology annotation, molecular function: four-way junction helicase activity; ATP binding; DNA binding. Gene Ontology annotation, biological process: DNA replication; telomere maintenance; double-strand break repair via homologous recombination. Lineage: Eukaryota; Metazoa; Chordata; Actinopteri; Anguilliformes; Anguillidae. Gene Ontology annotation, cellular component: chromosome; nucleus; cytoplasm. The transcript has 21 exons. The coding region runs from base 302 to 4630 and encodes 1442 amino acids.